Penicillium taxi is the source of this 1758-nucleotide messenger RNA. Its product is annotated as hyaluronan synthase. Gene Ontology annotation, molecular function: hyaluronan synthase activity. NCBI's taxonomy places the organism in Eukaryota, Fungi, Ascomycota, Eurotiomycetes, Eurotiales, Aspergillaceae. Bases 1 to 1758 code for a protein of 585 amino acids. Gene Ontology annotation, biological process: hyaluronan biosynthetic process; extracellular matrix assembly. The record is from RefSeq and is a predicted model, not a curated record. The transcript has 4 exons.
AUGGAGAAAUUGUAUACCAGGCUCCCCAUGUUUGAACAACGGGGACCUGAGAUAUCUCGCUUUCGACAGUUUCUUAAUUUCCUGGGAUGCUUGAUUGUAAUCCCAGUCUACUCAUAUAUCACCGGUUAUACACGUCACCCGUUAACUUUGGACAUUCUGUUGACAAUUUUUGCCGCGGAGUACAAUCGUUUUUCAAAUGAAAACCGUCGCCGACAAAUACGAAGUCCUGCCCAAGCUACUCAAGAUGUCGAAAAGGGAAGCCAUAUUUCUGGAAAUCACGCUCAGGAGUCAGAGUGUAUGGCUGCAAUUGUCGGCUAUCGUGAAGAUCCCGAGUUGUUCUCCCGUGCUUUGGAUAGUUACAAGGGUGUAGCAGAGUGUCGCUUCCUCCUUGUGGGCGUUGACGGCAAUGAACAGCCUGAUAUGGAGAUGGUUCGGGUGUUCAAACAGGUAUUUCCAGACAGAUGUGCAGUCAUUCAUAUUGAUGAGCCGCUUGGUGAAAUGGCGAUGCAGACUUUUGAGAAGCUAUCAGCUCUUGACGGCGACUCAAAAGCUCCGCAGAAGUAUAUGGAGACGGCUAUUGCCCAUUGCUGCCAGGUGGCUCGAGAGAUCCUAGCAGAGCAUGACUUGAGACUAGAUCAGCCCGAUGGGGUCAGAAAGUUGUGUCUUUAUCAACCACACCUCCAUAAGAAAGGCAUUAUGUUUACAGCCUUUAUCUUUUCGAUCGUUAUCUCUGAAAUGAUCGGGGUUGAGUAUCUUUGGUCGUCUGACUCGGAUACAAUUAUUCUACCUGACUCUCUCCGUAGCACUAUUGAGACGAUCAGCGGCGACCCUCAUGUUGGAGGAGGAAGCUCGGGACUAAUUGUUCAUAAUGAGAAUGAUACCAUAACCACCAAGCUUGGUAGCGUUGUCUACUGGUCUGAGCUGUACAUGACGCGUUCUACUUCAACAGCUUCAGGUACUAGUGACUGCCAGAGUGGUCCCAGUUCAGCUUUUCGCAUCAGCGCCCUUCCAGCUGUGUUGUACCCGUGGUACACCCAGACAGUGCUUGGACAUCGCAUGAUUGUUAAUGAGGACCGUCAUCUCACUACCAACCUACUCAUGCGCGGGUGGACGGUGACUUAUGUGUCCGAUACAUUGACUGCAACCGACACUCCAACUACACUUAGCCGAUGGAUCAUGCAACAGGUGCGCUGGAGCCGCGCCGGCCACAUUGAAUCUUUCCAACAACCAAAAGUGUACCUCCUGACCCACCCACUUUUCUUCUGGGCUGCUGUAAAGCGAGAAAUUGGCCCUCUGCUAGGCUUUGGCUACGUCCUCUACUAUCUCAUUACUGGGAAAUGCUUCGCCUAUUUUAAUUGGUACGAUGUGGGCAUUCGUGUUGCGUAUACACUUUUGUAUAAUUUCUUCCGCAAUCCAGACCGGGGCCCGACUAACUACUGGCUCUGGAUUGGACCGGGACUUCUAUUCUACAAUAUACCCCUUCCGAUGAUUCAUCUGUGGAGUUUGAUCACGGUUUUCCAAGACGGAUGGGGAACCUCCAUGCGGUCGACUGGGGAAAUGUCUAAGCGUGGCCAGGCCUGGAAACGAUGGAAGGAUUUGGGGUUCUUCGUUGUUUGGAUGGGCAUUGUCGGUGGAGUAGUCGCCAGAAUGGCGGCUCAAAUGGCUGGGUGGGAUGAGAUUCGUAUAAUCAAGGCUAUUGCUUUGGGUGUCGUGAUUCCGUCAGCUAUAUCAUUCUAUGGGCUGGUGGUUUGUGAGUGA